GGUUUCCCCUUGAAGGGAUUUCCCUCCGCCUCUCCAGCAAGACCCUUUAUAAAGAGCAGACUUUCUAUUUCACUCACACCAGCCUGGCUGGCUUUGGGAGCUGAACACUUUUCCCAGACACUUUUCACGUGGGGCACAAAGAAGGCUUGGGAGCCUCCAUUUCGUCACCACAGCAGCGACUUGAAAUGCCUGAGAAGAUGGUCACGGUCUCUGGAGUCUCCACUGUACUUUGGAUACUGUUUGCAGCCUCUCAAGCUUUUAAUAUUGAGAUCUCCCCUGAAUACAGAACGGUGGCUCAGAUUGGGAACUCCGUGUCCCUGACUUGCACCACCACAGGCUGUGAGUCCCCGUCUUUCUCUUGGAGAACCCAGAUAGACAGUCCACUGAACGGGAAGGUGAGGACCGAGGGGAGCAAAUCCAUCCUGACCAUGGAUCCCGUCAGUUUUGAGAAUGAACACGCUUACCUGUGCACGGCAACUUGUGGAUCUGGGAAGCUGGAGCGAGGGAUCCAGGUGGACGUCUACUCUUUUCAAGAUCCAGAGAUUCAGCUGAGUGGCCCCCUGGAGGUCGGGAAGCCUGCCAUGGUCAAGUGUUUGGCUCCUGAUGUUUAUCCGGCUGACAGAUUGGAGAUGGAUCUACUCAAAGGUGACCGUCUCCUGAAGACGCAGGUGUUUGUGGAAGAGGUGAAGAAGUCUCUGGUAACCAAGAGUUUGGAAGUGACCUUUACUCCUGUCCUUGAGGAUACUGGAAAAGCUCUUGUGUGCCGAGCUAAAUUACACAUGGAUUCUGAACCCACAGUAAGGGAGACUGUCAAAGAACUGCAAGUCUACACCUCUCCCAAGAAUACAGUCAUCUCUGUGUAUCCCUCCAGAAGGCUUCAAGAGGGUGGUGCCGUGACAAUGACAUGCUCCAGUGAGGGUCUACCAGCUCCUGAGAUUUUCUGGAGCAGGAGAUUAGAUAAUGGAGUGCCACAGCCCCUCUCAGGGAAUGCGACUCUCACCUUAGUCGCCAUGAGAACGGAAGACUCUGGGAUUUAUGUGUGCGAAGGAGUUAAUCUGAUUGGGAGAAACAAGACAGAGGUGGAAUUAAUUGUCCACGAGAAACCAUUUACUGUUGACAUCUUCCCUGGAUCCCGGGUGGCUGCACAGGUUGGAGACCCAGUUGUACUGACGUGUGCUGCUAUUGGCUGUGACUCCCCCUCUUUUUCUUGGAGAACCCAGAUAGACAGCCCCCUUAAUGGGGAGGUGAGGAGUGAGGGGGCCAAGUCCACGCUGACACUGAGCCCUGUGAGCUUUGAGAAUGAACACUCUUACCUGUGCACUGUGACCUGCGCUCGAAGGAAACUGGAAAAGGGAAUCCAGGUGGAAGUCUACUCAUUCCCUAAAGACCCAGAAAUUGAGAUGAGCGGGCUGCUUGUGCACGGGAGACCUGUCACAGUAAACUGCACAGUCCCUGAUGUGUACCCUUUUGACCAUCUGGAGAUUGAAUUACUCAAAGGAGAGACUGUGCUGAUGAAUAAAUAUUUUUUGGAGGAAAUGAACAUGAAAUCUCUGGAGACCAAAAGUUUGGAAAUGACCUUCAUCCCUACCACGGAAGAUACCGAGAAAGUUCUUGUUUGCCUGGCUAAGUUACACAGUGGCGAAAUGGAAUCUGAACCCAAACAAAGGCAGAGUACACGGACGCUUUAUGUCAAUGUUGCCCCCGAGGAAACCAUCAUCUCGGUCAGCCCCUCUCCCGUCCUACGGGAGGGCAGUCCCGUGAACUUGACCUGCUCAAGUGAUGGUCUUCCAGCUCCAAAAAUCCUGUGGAGCAGGCAGCUACCUAAUGGGGAACUGCAGCCUCUUUCUGAAGAGAGAAUGCUCAUCUUAACGUCUACAAAGAUGGAAGAUUCUGGCAUUUAUGUGUGUGAAGGGAUUAACCAGGCUGGAAUUAGCAAAAAAUCAGUUGAACUUCAGAUUAUCCAAGACUCUCCAAAAGAUAUACAGCUCACAGCCUUCCCUUCCCAGAGCGUCAAAGAGGGAGACACCGUCAUCAUUUCCUGCACGUGUGGCAACGUGCCCCAAACAUGGAUAAUCCUGAAGAAGAAAGCCAAGACGGGGGACAUGGUGCUAAAGUCGGUUGACGGUGCAUACACCAUCCUCAAGGCCCAGCCGCAGGAUGCCGGGGUGUACGAGUGCGAGUCGAAAACCCAAGUCGGCUCACAGUUAAGAAGUUUAACCCUGGACGUAAAAGGAAGAGAAACUCCCGAGGACUAUUUUUCUCUCGAACUCCUUGCACUCUACUGUGCCUCCUCCUUGGUAAUACCUGCCGUCGGGAUGAUCAUUUACUUCGCAAGAAAAGCCAACAUGAAAGGAUCAUACAGCCUGGUGGAAGCACAGAAGUCGAAGGUGUAGCUGACGCCUGAAAUGUUCGAGAAAAGACACUAUUUAUAAGCCCUAAAUCCCUAAUAGUCUUUAUCAUCCCACCACCGCCACACCUAAACCCAGCUAAGCAUUCAGAGUUCCCAGAACUCUUCUCGGCAGAGAAGAAAAAGAAACAGCUACUUGAGCCUUUCCUGAAUGCAGGAAGCCAACCAGAACUGUUCUUCUUGUCAAGUCCCCGUCGUUGAGAUGAAGUGACUGGAAGAGUCCUGUGAUGGGUAUAUAAAUAGCACAAUCUGUAUAUAUGUAAAAUAAAAUUAUGUCAUCGCAAGAUUGUUUAGAAUAGCCGCACUCCAUAUGCAGAUCGGAAGAUAAUCAAAUAGUGUUGCUUGGACUGACUGUUGUAACUUAAUGCAUCUUAGAAAAGUUUAAUAUUAAUAUUUACUAGGCAGCUAACCAGUGCCACCUUUUCUUAAUAUUGUAUUUCCUUCAACCUAAUUUUAUUCCUAUGAAUUUUUAUUGACAAUGAUUUCAUGUUUUAAAAAGAAGCCAGGGUUUUAUAUUUUUCUAGACAAAUGAUAAGAGGGCACUGGGUUGACUUUCAGGUACUACAUUCCUAACUCAUGGCAUAAUGAUUAGCCAGUUUUCUCUACAUGGUACUGUAUGGUACGGGGACAUGUUUCUUCAUCGGGAUCUUGUGUAACAACUAACAUGGUUCAAAAUGCAACUUCUUUUGACUUAUCUUUU
This is a messenger RNA of Peromyscus eremicus (cactus mouse), 3107 nucleotides long. RefSeq names its product vascular cell adhesion molecule 1 (gene Vcam1). Gene Ontology annotation, cellular component: membrane. The transcript has 9 exons. Gene Ontology annotation, biological process: cell-cell adhesion. The record is from RefSeq and is a predicted model, not a curated record. Gene Ontology annotation, molecular function: integrin binding. Bases 186 to 2393 code for a protein of 735 amino acids. Lineage: Eukaryota; Metazoa; Chordata; Mammalia; Rodentia; Cricetidae.